This is a messenger RNA of Spodoptera litura, 2549 nucleotides long. Its product is annotated as glutathione synthetase. Gene Ontology annotation, molecular function: glutathione binding; ATP binding; glutathione synthase activity. Gene Ontology annotation, cellular component: cytosol. The record is from RefSeq and is a predicted model, not a curated record. NCBI's taxonomy places the organism in Eukaryota, Metazoa, Arthropoda, Insecta, Lepidoptera, Noctuidae. Gene Ontology annotation, biological process: glutathione biosynthetic process.
UCACAAAAAACCGAAUGCAACGAUGAAUUAGCUAUUAGGCAGACUAUAAAAUACAACAAAUUAUUCAAAAUUACUUAUACGUCGUUCAACUCUGAGCACAGAAGCACGCGCACAGCUAAACAGUAGUGCAUUUAAAAUCGUGAAGUUUGUUUAAUCUUAAAUAUUUAUUUGGUGAUAUUUCUGUGUCGCAAAAUGUCGCAAGCUCGCUUUGCAUCGUGUAUUCCGCUGCCCAUUGAGCAUAAAGCCUUGGUGAACGUGAUAGAAAAGGCUAGAGACUGGGGUUUGAUGCAUGGAGUAGCCAUGAGAGAUAAGAAGCAUUUCAACAAAGAUGUUAUUCAGGUUGCACCAUUUGUGUUACUGCCAUCACCAUUUCCAAAAACGGAAUUUGAGAAAGCUGUUGAAUUACAGCCAAUACUAAAUGAACUAAUGCAUAAGGUGGCGCAUAACGAUGAAUUCUUGGAGCAUACAUUGCAAAAUGCACUGCAAGUUGAUGAGUUUACGAAGAGCUUAUACGACAUAUGGGUGAAAGUACGCAAUGAGGGCAUAACACAGCCGAUAUCACUAGGGAUGCUGCGCUCCGACAUUAUGCUGGAAUCACGCUGUCCACACACCGAGAACCAGUGUGCUAAGCACACCCCAUACUGCUCCUGGAAGCAGGUGGAAAUCAACAGCAUCGCGUCAGGAUUCGGACACCUCGGACCGGUUUCCAGGGAAAUACAGAGCUAUAUUCUGAGACAGCUAGGACAUCCUGACUUAAUUAAAAAUAUGCCUGAGAAUAAAGCUCUGUCGGGCUUGUGUUCCGGUAUAACUGACGCGUACGAUCUCUUCGGCGUACCAAGCGCGGUGAUACUCUUCGUUGUCGAAGAGGUAUCAUACAAUAUUUGUGACCAAAGGUUCCAUGAGUUCGAAAUUGCUGAAAAGAGACCCGAUAUUAUGAUUCAUAGGAAAACGUUGAAUGAGAUUUUUGAAGAGACGACGUUGAAUGACAAGAAACAACUUAUUUUGGAUGGUCGUCCAGUCGCCGUAGUGUACUACCGGUCCGGUUACGAGCCCGCCCAGUACCCGUCACAGAGGGAAUGGGACGCGCGACUCAGAGUCGAAAGGUCCACGGCUAUCAAAUGCCCGUCGAUUCAGUACCAGUUGGCUGGUACAAAGAAGGUUCAGCAAGCGUUGGCCUCGCCCGGCGUGUUGGAAAAGUUCAUGGGAUCCGGGCCAAGCACUUCCCGGGUCAGGGACAUAUUCACCGGCCUUUAUUCCUUGGACUUCGACGAGAACGGCGAGAGGGCAGUCGAAAUGGGACUCAAAGACGCCGAGAAGUUCGUACUGAAGCCGCAGCGUGAAGGCGGUGGCCAUAACGUGUACGGCGCGGAAGUGCGCGAGGCACUACAGCGCAUGCGUCACAGCCGGGAGCGAGCCGCUUACAUUCUCAUGGAGAGAAUCCUACCUCCACUCGUUCAAGGCUACGUGAUACGUCCCGGUGCAACAAUGCCGCCCCCAGUUGUCGAUCUAGUGUCCGAACUCGGCAUCUUUGGCGUUAUCAUCGGAACAAGUGAGAAGAUAUUCCAUAAUCGCCAGGUAGGACAUAUGCUUCGCACGAAGCUAGCGGACGCCGACGAAGGCGGGGUAGCCGCUGGUCUUGGGGCCUUAGACUCUCCCUACUUAGUAGACAUGUAAUACUAAUAAUAUUAAUUACAUAAUUUUAUUUUUAUACACACAACUCGCAAUUACACACUCUGUAUACGUUUCAAAAACACACAGCCUGUAUAAAAUUCCAAAAAAUACACAGCUGUGUAAAUACAACAGCCUGUACAACCUCGAAAUAGUAAAUACAGCCUGUAUAGAAAACUAGAGAUGUGCUAGCAUCUCUGGCCCGUAUCGACAGUUUUGGUAUUAUUAUAUUAGAAUUAUAAAUGAUAUACAACAAAUGUUAUUGAAAUAGUAAAAAAUACGAUUAAUUACACAGUUUUAGAGUAUCAAAUGUAACUGUUAUUUUUCAUUUUGUAUUUGACUACAAAAAAAUAUUUAAUAAAUUAAAAUAACGUAAAAUAAUUAUCUGUUCUCUUGUUUAGGUACAUACCAAAGUUCCGCCAGUUGUGUUUUUUCUAUCAAUUUAGUUUAAUAAAAUAAUAAUUUAAAUGCAUAAAAUUCAUAAUACGUUUGUGAUAUUUAAGAUACAUUUAGCACAAAAUCAAUAACCGUUAUCAAUAGUCAAUUCAAAAUCUUAACAUUGACAUUUUGUUUUAAGAAAUUUCUGUGAAAAAGCGAUCUAUCUUUUGGAUUAUUAAUUUUGGCCGACAGUGCCUUUUCACUCCUUGUAAAAAGGUCCUUACUUUAUUUAUUUUUUAUUGAAUAGACUAAAUACAUUUUUUUUAUGCAAAAUGUCGAUAUAUUUCAUAUCGAUAACGCAACCGCAUUGCGAUAGAAAUGUUUUAACAAAAUUAUUAUUUUUAAUCUAUGGUGACCAUUGUUAUAACCUCUAAAUUAUUUCUGAUUUUAUUUUCGAAUUUCGAACCACAAAAUUCUUUAUUUGUACAUCCAAAUUAUCUGCA